ACGCGCCGCAUUCCUGCCUGAAGAGCCGCGGCGCCCCGAGGGGGCCGUCAGACCGGGGAGCGACGCCGCUGCGCUCGGCGCGCUUGUCACACUCCGCUCGAGUGCAUCAGGAAAACACUAUUUUUUUUUCCUUUUAUACUGGUGGCUUUUUUAAGUGUUUUUUUUCUACCUUUAUUUAUUUAGGGGUUGGUUUUUUUUGCUGACAUUUUAUAGUUAAGGAUUCUUUUUUCCUUCUAAGAAGCAACAGCAGAGAAAACACCGUAAGCCUCGUUAUUCUGAGGCUUCGAGAGAAAACCUCGCUUUUGAGCUUCGCAUAAGGCGCGGCGAGCCCGGCCGCCAAGGACAAAAGAGCGGCUGCGUCCCUGCCGGCACCGCCAUGAGCAGCGCGGAGAUGGGCAAGUUCAACAUCUCCCCCGACGAGGACAGCAGCAGCUACAGCUCCAACAGCAACGACUUCAGCUACCCGUACCCCACCAAGCCGGCUGCCAUGAAGAGCCACUAUGCAGAUAUUGAUCCAGAAAAUCAAAAUUUCUUACUUGACUCCAACGUUGGAAAGAAGAAAUAUGAAACUCAGUAUCAUCCUGGUACUACUUCCUUUGGAAUGUCAGUAUUUAAUCUGAGCAAUGCUAUUGUGGGUAGUGGCAUCCUUGGUCUUUCUUAUGCCAUGGCUAACACUGGAAUUGCUCUUUUUGUGAUACUCCUGCUAUUUGUCUCAAUAUUUUCUUUGUAUUCAGUGCAUCUCCUUUUGAAGACUGCCAAUGAAGGAGGCUCUUUAUUAUAUGAACAACUAGGAAUGAAGGCAUUUGGUAUGGCUGGAAAACUUGCUGCUUCUGGGUCAAUUACAAUGCAGAACAUUGGAGCUAUGUCAAGCUACCUCUUCAUAGUGAAAUAUGAGUUACCAUUGGUCAUCAAGACAUUUAUGAACAUCGAAGAGAACACAGGAGAAUGGUAUCUUAAUGGUGACUACCUGGUGCUGAUGGUGUCUAUCAUUCUCAUUCUUCCUCUAUCCUUAUUGAAAAAUUUAGGAUAUUUGGGCUAUACCAGUGGUUUUUCCUUACUUUGCAUGGUCUUCUUUCUGAUUGUUGUAAUUUGGAAGAUGUUUCACAUUCCUUGUCCUAUGGACAGUGACAUCAUGAACAUGACUGUAAAUGGAACACUGGCACCUCUGAUAGAGGAAAACAUAACAAGUGAUGAUAUAUGCAAGCCAAAGUACUUCAUCUUCAAUUCACAGACUGUCUAUGCUGUCCCAAUCCUAACGUUUUCUUUUGUCUGCCAUCCUGCAAUUCUUCCUAUUUAUGAAGAACUGAAAAGCCGAAGCCGUAAAAGAAUGAUGAACGUGUCCUAUGUUUCUUUUUUUGCCAUGUUUCUCAUGUAUUUAUUGGCUGCUCUCUUUGGAUACCUGACAUUUUAUGGAAAUGUUGAACCAGAAUUGCUUCAUACCUACUCUGCUUAUCUGGGUCCUGAUAUUCUUCUUCUUAUUGUACGUCUCGCUGUACUUAUGGCUGUAACCCUAACUGUACCUGUAGUUAUUUUCCCGAUCCGCAGUUCUAUUACCCAGCUGCUGUGGGCAGGAAAAGAGUUCAGAUGGUGGCGUCACUGUUCUAUUACAGUUGCUCUUCUGGCGUUUACCAAUGUGCUUGUUAUCUUUGUCCCUACAAUUCGAGACAUCUUUGGAUUCAUUGGUGCAUCUGCUGCUGCCAUGCUGAUCUUCAUACUUCCUUCUGCAUUCUAUAUCAAACUAGUGAAGAAGGAACCAAUGAAGUCAGUGCAGAAAAUUGGGGCUGUGCUCUUCUUUCUAAGUGGUAUACUUGUGAUGACUGGGUGUAUGACACUGAUUAUUCUAGACUGGACCCAGAAUGUUGCAUCUGAUGGCCAUUAACUGUCCUGGUUUAAUCUCUAAUACUCCACUUCAAAUGCCAGUGUUCACUCAGAUACCUACUGAGAAUGAAAAUGAGCUAUCCAGCUUCCUUUAAAAUGCAGAUUCUUUGUUGCUGGUUCUUCUGACUGUAGAAUACCUGAACUCUGUCUUUAAGAAACUAUUCUGCAUGAUGGAAAUGGAUAUUAACAUCAAACCACAUGAGUGUCUGGCUGAAGGAAGUGACAAUUUUAUUCCAUUCCAGAGAAUGGACAGAACUCUCUGUAGACUUUUAUCGAGCCAUGUUUGGCUUUUGUCAUUGUUACUUGGAUAUUUUGUUAUUUUACUUGAAUGUGCCUAAUGGAACCAUUUGAUGUGAGAAGUAACUCUUAAUUUACAGCAAAGUGUUUAAAUAACCAAUGAGAGAGAGAGGGGGAGAGAGAGAAAAACGCUAUUGUUUUUUUGUACCAAAAAUUCUUAUGGACCUCAAAAGCACUAUUUUGACUUUAAGAAACAUUUUUCUAAAAAGAAUGAAAGAAUGACAUAAAGAGCUCACUAAAAUAGUUAAUCAGUGUCCUAAAUUAAAUAUAGUUUGCCUUUCUGUAGAGGCAGAAUUAAAAGGAAUCUUAUUUUAAAAAGUCUAGUGACCAAAACAGAAAAAGAAUGAAUUUAAGUCAAAAUCCUCUUAAUUAUAAAUACUUUUGAUGGAAUUCACUAAACUUGAAAUAUAGUGAAAAUAAUUCUCGAUAUCAUUACUCAGUGUACCUAAGUAAAUACAAUUUAUCUUGGUUUCUGAAAAUGGUAUGGAAACUGAAAUUUUCAAGCUUUAAAAAAAUUCAGCCCCCCAGAAUGGGUAGAUCUGAGAAAAAUGGAGUUAAAAAUUGUAUAACCCAUAAAGAUGGUGUGGACACUUCCCUUCUUGAGGUACUCAAUAGUGCAAUUGGGUGAAACAGGGUUUGGGGUUUUUUGCUUUUUUCGAUUUCUUGCAGUUGCAGAUAUAAACUGAAUGGCACUGAAGCAUAUCAUGCCAUUAAUAUACAACUCCCUUUUUGAGUUCUGUUUAUUAAUGAUCGUAAGGUCCAUUGUCAGUUGUAGCUAUGUUUGGUUUCUUUUCUGCCCAAUCUUUCUUGGAACAUGCUGUAGGAAAACAAAAAAUUUUGUUAAACUACUAAUGUAGUUUACUAGUUGUAUAAUAUUCAAAAACUGUGCAGUAUUUCUCAAGUUACUCAUCCAUUAUUGGAUUUUGAAUUACUUGACUAUUUUGUUUAUAAGUCAAAUCCACAAAAUAACUGCACCAGUAUUUCAUGCUUGGUACAAACUCUCUUCACAUACACAACUGGGAUUCCUCUUGCGAUUUAUACUGUAUAUUAGUAUUAAAGAUAACCUCAUAGACUGGAUAGUCAUCUCAUACUUGUUUGCUUCAGAAAUAGGUAGGUUUCGUAUGAGCCCUAGCUAGCUAAUGAAACAGGUGCUGUAUGGUUGUGAUUAGCUGUUUUGUUUCUAGUGCAUGUUUACUCUUUCAUUCUUAUCCCAGGUUGAAGAGAAAUAACACUUGUAUAACAGCGUACUUGGCUUAAGAGGUUCUCAGAGACCACAAUAUUGGGUACAAGAGCCUAGAUAGAGAUUAUUAAUGAAAUAGUCAUGGCAAUGUGGUCAGCUGUCUUCAUCUAGCUUAAUGUUUUAAAAAUAUGAUUUACAAAGUUCUGUUUAGUAGUUGUGUCACAGGGAACAAGUAAGGGCAUAUAAUCCAUUGAUUAAACAGCGCCUAAGAUUUUUUGCUCUUGCAGGAUCAGUCAGGAACAAAUCUAAAUUAUAGUCACUAUUUGGCAGGUAAUGUCAAUCUCUGCCCAGCCAUUUAAAAUUAUGAAAAAAUUGCAAGUAUUUUGUAUCAGUACUUCUGCAUGACUCUUACUACUGGUCACUACUUCUGUAAUAUACAACUAUAAUGAGAAGUUAGAUUCCUCUUGUCUUGUUCGUAUUUUUAGUCCAGUGGUACUCAACUGGCAAUUAAGAAUCCUGGAGUCAGCACUGACUAAAGCUCCUUAGGUACUUCUCUGCCUCAGGUACUCUACACCCAUGUUACCUGAUCUAUGUACAGGAGUGCUGAGCACAGGCCUCAGUACUUUGGCAGCUUCUCUUCUUCUUCUCUGCGUACAUAUAAAGGUGGAAGAAGAUUAAGGUGGAAGAAGAUUAAAAUGUUCUCUGCCUUUGAGCAAUUUGUAGCACAUAAGGGAUGAAGCGCUUCCCUUGCCAGCAUAAAAAAGGAAGUGAGAAAUAACCUCCUUUCUCUCAGUAACCAUAGAAGAGGAAGAGGUGUAAAUGAGAAGUUACUACACAGUCCCUCUCGGCAGCCAGAGAGAAGGGAAAUUUCAUGAUGACACCUCAUUGCGUUGUAUCUCAUAUGUCACUUAAUUCUCUUAAUGUAGCAAUUUGUGGAUUUUACAUGCUGUAUCUUAUUAUUUGAUGACUGACUCUCUAGCUGCGACAGUUGAGUUCCACUUGGCUAAGCUGAUUUCCAAUAAUAAGAAUUUUUCAAACCUAUCUGCUUAAAGUUACCUAAAUAACAAACCACCUGAAAGAGCAGCUUCAGUAUUAAACCACUGUUUUGUCACCUCAGUUAGACAUUACUGUCUUCCAUGGUAUUUCAGUCAUAAAUGUAACAUGUUAUUUAUAAAGCAUUAAUCCAUUAAAACUAAACCUAUUUUUCAAUAUUUAUGAUAGUCUGUGUACAUAAAUUGUAUGUGUGUAUAUACUGUAAGUAUAGUGUAUAUAAUGUAGGUUUGGGAUUUGGGAUCUAUGUAUAUAUUCCUCUCAUUAUUGAUUAUUGCAUCAUUUCAAUGAGUUCAUGUUGUACAUCUGUAUAAGAAAUGUCAAAGGAAAGGUUCUUUUACAGCAAAAUGUAGUGCUUACAAAGUGGAAAUGUGUUUACAUCUAAGGUGUGGGGGGGAAAAAAAAACACUAAGAUUGUAUUUAUUAUAAAUGUAUCUGUUGCAAUAAACACAGGAGUCACUUGGGUCCAUAAAAAAGCAUUGUUUGGGUUCAUGUAUGAUUCUCAUACAAAAUUUACCAUGGAUGUUACAAUUUCCUGAAUGCUGUGACUUAACAAUCUUUAUGAUCUAGCAUAUUUGUUAGGCCAUCAACUUCAGGCAUCCUACGGUACAUCCUUGUACAUAUGUAAAUAUCCACUGUACUGUCAGAGGCCAACAGUCCAGCUACAGUUGUUGGCAGGGAGUGCAACAGUUUCAAUGAAACAUUGUACGUUUGUUUUAACUGAACUUAAAUAAAUAAAUAGAUAAUCCUAAACAA
Molecule: messenger RNA, 5161 nt
Organism: Dromaius novaehollandiae (emu)
Lineage: Eukaryota; Metazoa; Chordata; Aves; Casuariiformes; Dromaiidae
Gene: SLC38A2
Product: solute carrier family 38 member 2
Exons: 16
Coding region: 377-1879 (500 amino acids)
Biological process (GO): L-glutamine transport; amino acid transmembrane transport
Cellular component (GO): plasma membrane
Molecular function (GO): L-glutamine transmembrane transporter activity
Source: RefSeq, a predicted model, not a curated record